Messenger RNA from Menidia menidia (Atlantic silverside), 4067 nucleotides. The record is from the annotation of a GenBank genome assembly. NCBI's taxonomy places the organism in Eukaryota, Metazoa, Chordata, Actinopteri, Atheriniformes, Atherinopsidae.
UUUACUUUGACAUGUUGUUCAACUUUUGUCGUCUGUGCUCCGCAGUAGCUACUCAACCAGAGUAGUUUGAUUUUUUUUAUACAGGGAAAGCUACUCAGACACACACUUACGUGGGAAAAAUGCCUCUGAGGUUGGACAUCAAGAGAAGGCUGACAGCUCGAUCAGAUCGCGUGAAGAGCGUGGAUCUGCAUCCCACUGAGCCGUGGAUGGUGGUCAGUCUCUACAGCGGCACUGUUGUUGUCUGGAACCAUGAGACUCAGAUGAUGGUGAAAACCUUUGAGCUGUGUGACCUGCCUGUAAGAGUGGCGAAGUUUGUAGCCAGGAAACACUGGAUUGUCACUGGAGCUGAUGACAUGCAGAUCCGUGUGUUCAACUACAACACUUUAGAGAGAGUUCACAUGUUUGAAGCUCACUCUGACUACAUCCGCUGUGUGGCUGUGCACCCAACACAGUCCUUCAUCCUCACCAGCAGUGAUGACAUGUAUAUCAAACUAUGGAACUGGGACAAGAAGUGGGCGUGCAGUCAGGUGUUUGAGGGACAUACUCACUAUGUCAUGCAGAUUGUCAUUAACCCCAAAGACAACAACCAGUUUGCCAGUGCCUCUUUGGACAGAACUAUUAAGGUGUGGCAGCUGGGCUCCAAGACUCCUAAUUUCACUCUUGAGGGUCAUGAGAAAGGAGUGAACUGUAUUGAUUACUACAGUGGAGGAGACAAGCCAUACCUUAUAUCUGGGGCUGAUGACCACCUGGUCAAGAUCUGGGAUUAUCAGAACAAAACUUGUGUUCAAACCCUGGAGGGUCAUGCGCAGAAUGUGACAUGUGUCAGCUUCCACCCUGCGCUGCCAAUCAUCCUUACAGGCUCUGAGGACGGUACCAUUCGUAUAUGGCACUCCAACACCUACAGACUAGAAAACACGCUCAAUUAUGGCAUGGAGCGGGUGUGGUGUAUAUGUGCCCAGCAUGGAUCUAAUUGUGUUGGUCUGGGCUAUGACGAAGGCAGCAUCAUCAUCAAACUGGGUCGGGAGGAGCCAGCCAUGUCCAUGGAUUCCAGUGGGAAAGUUAUGUGGGCUCGUCACUCUGAGGUGCAGCAGGCUAACUUGAAGGUGCUGGGGGAGACUGAGUUACAGGAUGGAGAGAGGCUCCCACUUGGCGUCAAAGAUAUGGGCAGCUGUGAGAUUUACCCACAGACUAUCCAACACAGCCCCAAUGGAAGAUUUGUGGUGGUUUGUGGGGAUGGGGAAUAUAUCAUCUAUACAGCAAUGGCCUUGAGGAAUAAGAGUUUUGGCUCCGCACAUGAGUUUGUUUGGUCACAUGACUCUUCACAGUAUGCCACCAGGGAAGGCAACACUAUGGUAAAAAUAUUUAAGAACUUUAAACAGAAGACAACUUUUAAACCUGAUUUAGGGGCUGACAGCAUCUUUGGUGGAUUCUUACUGGGUGUGAGGUCAAACAGCGGCUUGACUUUUUAUGACUGGGAGAAUGCUGAUUUGAUUCGUCGGAUUGAAAUCCAGCCUAAGCAUAUCUUCUGGUCCGACUCUGGGGAACUGGUGUGUAUUGCUACGGAGGAGUCUUUCUUUGUGCUGCGUUACCUUCCAGAACGAGUCUUAGCAAUCCAAGAGUCAAAGGCAAAGAUGACGGAAGACGGAGUUGAGGAUGCCUUUGAGGUACUGGGGGAGGUCCAGGAGAUGGUGAAGACAGGUGUAUGGGUGGGCGACUGCUUCAUCUACACCAGCUCUGUUAACAGACUCAACUACUAUGUUGGAGGAGAGAUCAUCACCAUUGCUCAUAUGGACAGGACCAUGUAUUUGCUGGGCUACAUUCCAAAAGAUGACCGUCUCUAUCUUGGAGACAAAGAGCUCAACAUUGUCAGUUAUUCCCUGCUACUCUCCGUACUAGAGUAUCAAACAGCUGUCAUGAGGAAGGAUUUCAGCACAGCUGACAAGGUUUUGCCAACAAUUCCGAAGGAACAGAGAACCAAGGUUGCCCACUUCCUGGAGAAACAGGGUUUCAGGCAGCAGGCACUUGCUGUGUCCACUGAUCCUGAACAUAGGUUUGAACUUGCUCUGCUGCUGGGGGAGCUCAAGACAGCUUACGAUCUAGCUCUGGAAGCAGAGUCAGAGCAGAGAUGGAAGCAGCUGGCAGAACUCGCCACUACAAAGUGCCAGUUUAGCUUGGCUCAGGAGUGCCUGCACCAAGCACAGGAUUAUGGGGGAUUAUUGCUACUGGCAACCACCUCUGGCAAUGUGGAGAUGGUUGGCAAGCUGGCUGAGGGGGCAGAAAAGGAGGGGAAGACCAACAUUGCCUUCCUUACCUAUUUCAUGCAGGGAAAACUGGACAAAUGUCUUGACCUGCUUAUUAAAACAGAUCGACUACCGGAGGCCGCAUUCCUUGCAAGAACAUACAUGCCCAGCCAUGUCUCAAGGGUGGUGAAACUGUGGAAAGAGAAUCUGUCCAAGGUUAAUCAGAAGGCAGCAGAUGCUCUAGCUGACCCAACCCAGUACAGCAACCUGUUCCCUGACCACCAGCAAGCCCUGCUGGCUGAGCGGUACCUGAAGGAGACUCAUGUCAGGGUCAGAUCUGCUGCAGAGUAUCCACUCGUCAUGCCUAACGAGGAUCGACAUGUUCUGGAGGAGGCUGCAGGAUUUAUGCCCAAAGGAGAAAUAAAUUAUCCACAGGAAGAGGAGAAGAGAAUGAGUGGAGCACUCAUUGCACCUGUGGUGAUGGAAAUGGCUCCUCCAGAUGCAGAAAGAGAGAAGGAGAAGCCCAUUCAACCAAAACUGGAGCCCGGUCAUAUACCUGUGUCAGUGGCAGAAGAACAAUAUGUUGUGACAGAGGAGGACACACCUCCUCUUCUUGAAAAUGAGGAACGGUUUGAGCCAAACCAAGAACAAUCUGUGUUGUGUGAUGUGGAAGAUGUGAAAGAGGACAACAAAGUGAAAUCAGAGACUUUAGUCACUGCAGAGGCAUGCUUCACACAUGAGUCCAGUACUGACAUUGUAAUUACAGAGACGGAGACGGAGGCUGCAGAUUUUAUGCCCAAAGGAGAAAUAAAUGAUCCACAGGAAGAGGAGAAGAGAAUGAGUGGAGCGCUUAUUGCACCUGUGGUGAUGGAGAUGGCCCGUCCAGAUGCAGAAAGAGAGAAAGAGAAGCCCAUUCAACCAAAACCGGAGCCCGGCCAUAUACCUGUGUCAGUGGCAGAAGAACAAUAUGUUGUGACAGAGGAGGACACACCUCUUCUUCUUGAAAAUGAGGAACGGUUUGAGCCAAACCAAGAACAAUCUGUGUCGUGUGAUGUGGAAGAUGUGAAAGAGGACAACAAAAUGAAAUCAGAGACUUUAGUCACUGCAGAGGCAUGCUUCACACAUGAGAGCAGUACUGACAUUGGAAUUACAGAGACGGAGAUGGCACAGGUCGGUUCAGUUAAAGAUGUAAGCUCAUCUGUUGAGAUCACUAUUCAGGCGGCAAUUCCAACAGCGGAAUCUCAGCCUUCCACCUGUAUUUCUGAAAGUGAAACCAUUUUGACAACCGAAGAGACAGUUGAAGUUGAGGAUGAUGUCGUUAACAAUGAUGUGCCAAUUGAUACUGCAAUUGCAGCAGAAUCUGUAGAAAGUGAGAAGGUCUUGAGCUGGGAUGAACUGGAACCAGAAAUCGUCCUCUCUGAAACAGCUGCCCUAAUGAACGAAGCAGCUAAGGAAACUUCUGAUGCAAAGGACUUUGUUCAAGAAACAGUCACAGCACAGCCACACAAACCAAUAGAGGAGCUCAUCUCUUUCAGUCCAGUUGAUAUACCCGUCACAGUUGAAGGUUUUACAGAUUUGACCAUUUAUCCAUCAGAAUACUCAGUUGAAAAUGUAUUGAUGGCGCAAAAGAACCCCCCCCUGACACUGCUAGUUCAAACAGAGGACAAGAGACAGCAGGGGGAGGCUCACCAAACUAAACCAGAGGUUUCUGACCCAGAAGCUCUCUCAGUGAGGAAUGUUGACAAGGAGGCUGCAGGCUCAUUUGGCGCUGAGAACCUUGAAGCAGAGGUGAAUGAUGAGGUAGAUCGCAUGUUUCAAACCAUUUAG